Messenger RNA from Limulus polyphemus (Atlantic horseshoe crab), 4975 nucleotides. Its product is annotated as formin-binding protein 1-like. Gene Ontology annotation, molecular function: protein binding. NCBI's taxonomy places the organism in Eukaryota, Metazoa, Arthropoda, Merostomata, Xiphosura, Limulidae. Gene Ontology annotation, biological process: signal transduction. The record is from RefSeq and is a predicted model, not a curated record.
GACCAAUAUGAUAAUUUGGGAGUGCAUACUCAACGGGGCGUAGAUUUCUUGGACAAGUAUGGCCAGUUUGUGAAGGACCGAAGUUCCAUUGAAAGUGAAUAUGCGAGCAAACUCAGACGCCUUGUUAAGAAUUAUCAACCUAAAAAGAAAGAUGAGGAAGAUUAUCACUUCCAGCUACAUGGUUUAAACAGUACCUUAUUGAUUAAUAUAGAUAGGUGUAAAGAAUUCACAGUUAAAGAUUUCAAAAUAUCAUAUCAUCUACAUGAAGGAGCAAAACUUCAAACACAGCUGCAAACUUCAUUAGCACAAUUAGACAAGGCAAAGAAAGCAUAUGAAAAAACUUUCAAAGAAGCAGAAAAAACACAAGAAAAUUUUUUAAAAGCUGAUGCAGACUUGAAUUUGUCCAGAGCAGAAGUGGAAAAGGCAAGGACAAUAUCUGUGAUAAAGAAUCAGACCUGUGAAGACUGUAAAACGGAAUAUGCAAAUCAACUCCAAAAAACCAAUGAAUUGCAAAGGCUACAUUAUACUACUGCAGUACCAAAUGUGUUUCAGCAAAUGCAAGACAUGGACGAAAGAAGAAUAGCUUGCAUUCAGAACUUCAUUAAAUUAUUUGCUGAUAUUCAGCGUCACGUAUUUCCUAUCGUCUGCAAGUGUCUUGAUGGUAUAGUGAAGGCUGCUGAAACUAUAGAUCCGAAAGAGGAUUCUAGGCUAGUCAUUGAGAAGUUUAAAUCUGGCUUCUCACCACCGGAGGACCACCCUUUUGAAGAUCUCAGUAACCUUAAGAAUUGUGAAGGGAACACAAGCCUACAUACGAUGUCUCCUUUCAAAACGGAAACUAUUAAAGGCACCAUUACUGGAGGAAAAUUAAAGAAACGUGGAGGAAUUUUUGGAAUGUUUGGUUCAAAUAAAACUCAGAUUGAUGAAACAAAGGAAGAUUAUGGUGAUUUACCCCCCAACCAGAGGAAGAAGAAACUUCAACAAAAACUCGACUACGUCCAGAACCAGAUCCAACAGGAAAGUGCUGCAAGGGAUGGCUUGAUGAAAAUGAAGUUAGCAUACGAACAGAAUCCUGCCAUGGGUGAUCCAACGAGCAUCGAAGGUCAGUUAACAGAAAGUGGACAUAACCUUGGGAAGCUUCAAGCUGAGUUUCAAAAAUUCCAAGGUUUUCUAUCAGAAGGAGGCAUGACAUUAACACCUACAAGUUAUAAAGGGAACAGGCACAGCUAUUCUGAUGACUCCAUGUCACGGAGUGCAUCCGACUCCAGUGUCAACAAUCCGAACAACAACAGAAGUAUGUUGACAAACACUCUACCACCUCCAACGAAUGGUCCAGAGAUUGGUGUCAGUACGUUCCACAUCAACAUUCCUCAAGUUGAAGUGUUUGCUGAUACACACGAGGAGUUCAGUAAUGAGGAAGAAUCAAACAUAGAUAUUGAUCUGGAGUGUCUUCCUGUUCUAGGCACAGCAAGAGCCCUCUAUGCUUUUGAUGCUCAAAGUGAGGGGUCCAUCCCCAUGGAAGAAGGGGAGGAAUUUGAAGUCCUAGAAUUAGACCAAGGAGAUGGCUGGACUAGAGUUCGCCGAGGAGACUUUGAAGAAGGCUUUGUUCCAACCUCUUACAUUCAAUCUUUUCUCUAUAACAACUGUUAACCACCAGAUUUGUUUUUUAGUAUGCAGUAAUGUGAGGACUACAAUAUAUAGGUUCUUUGAUGUGAGUUUUAUUUUGUAUGGAUCUGCAACGCACCAAGUUAUGAAAGGAUGAAUUCAUCUCAAAAAGCAAUGCAAGUUUCUUUGCUGCUAGCAUGGGAGCUGUAUCCACGAAGUGAAUGUGUGAUCCGAAAUCAACCAAAGGAUAAACUGCUUUUCUAAUAAAAUGAUGGUUGUUUCCAUAGACGAGUAAUGUAUAUUCUGCAUGGUGUUGAAAGUGAAGGCUUCACUAACAAGAACAAGCUGGCAUGUUUGUCAACUGUUUUUAAAUAUAUAGACACACAUUACACAGUUGGAUUCUUGAAUGAGUGUUAUUCUGCAAGAAUUGAGGAGAAGAACUCUGAUAAAAGAUAAUAAAAAAAUAAGUUGACACGUCUAAAUGAAAACUUUUCCAUGUUUAUUUUGUGCGACACUUCGAGCAGAUACCUUUUCUGAGCCUAAUUCCGUCGUAACAGGCCUUUACUGCUUUAUGAAGGGUGUCUGCCUGAAAUGUCGCACAAAAUAAACUAGACAAAAUGUUAAUUUAGAGUGUCAAGUUAUUCUUUAUUAUCUUUUAUCAGACAGCCGAACGCAUACUGUUGUAUGUAAUAUUUGUGAAAAUUCUCCUAUCUUUUAUCCAAGUCAGACAGCCGAACGCAUACUGUUGUAUGUAAUAUGUGUGAAAAUUCUCCUGGUGCGGAUUUUCGCACCAUGAUUUUAUUUAUGAUUCUUAGUUAAGGGUAAGUUGUAGUGAGAUGACUGUAAUUUUAUACAAAUUCUGGAAAUUGUACAUUUUCACUAUUUUAGAAUGUUGUAUAAUCUCGUACUGAUUGGUAAUAGGAAGCCGUUUUGUAAUACUGCAUGUUAAUCGAAUACUCAAAACCAACAAAUGUUUUAUUAUUUUUUUGGGGGGGGGGGUCUUCUUUGUACACGGUGUAUGAAAGGAACACUAUUAUGGUAUGCCAUUAUGAACAAAAGUUGGAGAUUACUCGUUACAGUUGAGGACCAUUAGAAAGAAAAAAAACUACAUUUAAAGUAAUGGAAUUCUUUUGCAUCUUGAAAAACAUCUGUAAAAUUGUAAAUUGAGAUAAGCAUACAAGUUAUAAUUUAAGUUUUUACUUUUCCAAAGUAUAAAAGAUAGGCUGAACUGUAAAGUUUGGCUAACAGUUGAACCGAGCACUCAGCUUUGUGAUUCUAAACACGUUGACUUAUUGUUAUUUUAUUACAAGCAAUAGCUUUUACAGUAAAGAAGAAUAGGUUUCGAUCACUGGAGAAAUCCUUCUCAGGUACACAAGUUUUACCGAGAAAAGAAGAAAAAUUCUAAUAUCUUCUACCGAAAGCUUCUUUACCGUUAAAACUUGUAUGCUUGGGAAUGAUUGCACCAAUGAUCAAAACCUGUUCUACAAAAAAUGUACUUUUUCGGUGUAAAAACUGUAACAUAAUAAAAUAAUAAUCAGUAAGUAAACUAUUAAUGUUGACUUAUUGUUGGAGGUCCUUCCUUUAAAAGUGUGUGUUAGAAAUACAGAAAUUUUGUUACCAGACUAUAUUUUUUUUAAAUACUUCAAAAAAAAAAGUAUUGGAUAUUGUAAUACACUAAUUUCUACUGGCUAAAAGAAAUAACUACAGAAUCACAGAGAAUGGUUUAGAAUAGUUUUAUUUUUUGUAUAGUAUAUUAGUAUGUUAACAUGAUUAAUUAGUAGAUUUAUACAAGAUAGUUUGUAUGCUUCCAAGAUUUCUUAACUCUGAAUCUUUAAUAAUUACUGCCAGUCUUAACAAGAUGGAGGAGGGCAGUGAAGUAUAUCUGGUGUGUGAAGUGACUCGUUGAUAAUUAUUGGUUAUAUAUAUAUAGCUAGUGUUAACAAGAUGGAACUGGUUGUGAUAAAGAGGAGAGGGGUGAAGUAUAUCUGGUGUGUGAAGUGACUCGUUGAUAAUUAUUGGUUAUAUAUAUAUAUAUAUAUAUAUAGCUAGCGUUAAGAAGAUGGAACUGGUUAAAAGAGAGAUAAAAGUUUAUAAAUGAAUUUUGGUUAAACAAGUGUUGUUCACCAGAUACUUCGUAUUCGUAUGUUUUUGAAAUGCUAGAAAAUAAAUUAGUAAAAUAUAUAUAUAUAUAUAUAUGUAAGAGAACUUAUGUUACCAUAUUAACUUAGAGUGAGACUUCUAGGUUCAAUAAAAUAUUUCUUAAGUUGCUUCUUGUGUAAAAUAAUGGCUGGGUAAGUGGUAUGAUAAUGGAUAGCUUUGCUCAACAUUGGGUUUGUUAAAGAUCUGUCUUGUUUAGAGUUAUAUUUUAACACCACAGCUAUGCUUGUUUUGCUGUUAUUUGAAGGCAUACAUCUUAAAGUAUAGUAUUAGAUAUAGAAAACUUGACAAGAAGGAAUCUAAGAAUUUAGUAUGCCAUUUUCAGUCAUAAGUUAUAACUGUGAUGAAUUACUGAAGUAAAAACUUUUGUCAUAGUUUUAUAUGCGAGUGUGUAAAAAAGAAGAGAGAUAGCUCCUAAUAACGAGUGUGACCUGGUGUUAACACCUUUUUAAUCUUCAGAUAAUAUGCCACUGCUACCUCUUGUUUUAAAACCAUCAUAGACAGUGCUUGUAAGAAUCAUGAGUUGCAAAAAAAGUUGAUCUAAUUUGUUUUAAAAUCAUGAAGUUUUUAAGCCUAAUUUUGUGACAGCUGUGUGGAUCUGAUAUAUUUGAUAAACAACACUAACAUAGUCGUAGUAUUUUUGUGUGAAAUAAUUUUUUUUUUUUUCAAUAUUUGAAAGUGGAUAACGGACAAAAAGUUGGUGAAAAACGUUCUAAACUUUUAAUUGUUAUAUGUUGUCGACGUGGGAUUUUUAGCUUAGCGUAUCAAGUUUUCAUGUAAAUGUUGAUAGUACGAUAUUGGUGAAAAGGUGCCAUUUGAGAUACUCUUCGUGCAAAUACUCACAUUUUAGGAAUAUUUCUGCAUGUUUAGAUGCAAUGUUGUUGUUUUUUUAUACAUUUCAAAUGCUGUGUGAUCUGUUAAUGAGCUUAAGAGAGGUGACACAUUUUUUUUAACUUUGUGAUUUUCCAGAAGUGCCCUUCAUUAAUGAAUUUUAAUGUAAACGCUGUUUGUAUGUGUGUAGUUUUUAACCAACAUAAGUAUUUUUGUUAGAAGCUACAAAAUUUCUAUAGGAAUUCCAGAAUUUUUUAUUAUGGUGGCUUGUUGUAACAUUACAUGUUUAGAAGCAACUUUAUCUAAAUUUUUUUACACGAAAUAUUUUUGUAUAAUGUUUUAUAAUAAAUCCUUUGUUUGCUAAAAAAAAUAAAAUAGAAAACUG